AGCUUCCCGGGAUGAGGGCUCCCAGCGUGUCCCGCCGAGCCCCUGGUCACUGAGGGGCCCCGGCGAGGCGCGGAGAUGGGGGUGCGCGAAUGUCCUGCCCUGCUGCUGUGGCUGUCCUUGCUGCUGCUUCCUCUGGGCCUCCUAGUCCUGGGCGCCCCCCCACGCCUCAUCUGUGACAGUCGAGUCCUGGAGAGGUACAUCCUGGAGGCCAAGGAGGCCGAGAACGUCACGAUGGGCUGUGCAGAAGGCUGCAACUUGAGUGAGAAUAUCACCGUCCCAGACACCAAAGUUAACUUCUAUGCCUGGAGGAGGAUGGAGGUCGGGCAGCAAGCCAUAGAAGUCUGGCAGGGCCUGGCCCUGCUUUCAGAAGCCAUCCUGCGGGGUCAGGCUCUGUUGGCUAACUCCUCCCAGCCAUCAGAGACCCUGCAGCUGUACGUGGACAAAGCCGUCAGUGGCCUGCGAAGCCUCACCUCCCUGCUUCGGGCGCUGGGAGCCCAAAAGGAAGCCACCUCACUUCCAGAUGCAGCCUCAGCUGCUCCACUCCGAACAUUUACUGUUGAUACUUUGUGCAAACUUUUCCGAAUCUACUCCAAUUUCCUCCGGGGAAAGCUGAAGCUGUACACGGGGGAGGCCUGCAGGAGAGGGGACAGGUGACCAGGUGUCCCCACCUGGGCUCAACCACCACCUUGCUUACCACCACUGCCUGUGCCAUGCCUUCCCCACCACCACUCCCAACCUCCAUCAAGGGGCUGUCAGCUCAGUGCCAGCAUGUUCCAUGGACACUCCAGUGCCAGCAGUGACAUCUCAGGGGCCAGAAGAACUGUCCAGAGCUCAACUCUGAGACCUAAGCAUGUCACAGGGCCAGCCUGAGGCCCCAGAGCAAGAGGAAUUCAGAGAUCAGUUUUAAACUCAGGGACAGAGCCAUGCUGGGGAGACACCUAAACUAACUUGGUGCCCUGCAGAACUGUGACACCAGGACAAGCUUUGGAGGCAAAUACCUCGUUUUGCACCUACCAAGCACAGACAGAUGGACUGGAGGAUUUAGGUGGCAAGCCAUGAAUUCUCCAGGUCUCUUGGGGACUCCCAUGACUGCGAGAGCCCACUGCACAAUGGAGGGGUGGUAACUGUGAAGUUGGGAUGGGGGCUGGUCCCUGGCUCUCAUGGGGUCCAAAUUUUGUGUAUUUUUCAAUCUCACUGGCAAGACUGAAACCACCA
Molecule: messenger RNA, 1215 nt
Organism: Galeopterus variegatus (Sunda flying lemur)
Lineage: Eukaryota; Metazoa; Chordata; Mammalia; Dermoptera; Cynocephalidae
Gene: EPO
Product: erythropoietin
Exons: 5
Coding region: 76-654 (192 amino acids)
Cellular component (GO): extracellular region
Molecular function (GO): hormone activity; erythropoietin receptor binding; cytokine activity
Source: RefSeq, a predicted model, not a curated record